Messenger RNA from Vigna radiata var. radiata (mung bean), 570 nucleotides. RefSeq names its product patatin-like protein 3. Bases 10 to 432 code for a protein of 140 amino acids. The record is from RefSeq and is a predicted model, not a curated record. The transcript is spliced from 3 exons. Gene Ontology annotation, molecular function: monoacylglycerol lipase activity; glycerophospholipase activity. Lineage: Eukaryota; Viridiplantae; Streptophyta; Magnoliopsida; Fabales; Fabaceae.
CAACAUGAAAUGAAAUACAAUGCUGCUAAGGCAUCUAAAUGGGGCCUUUUGGGCUGGGUUUCCUCCUCCGGUGGCAAUCCUCUGAUCGAUGUCUUCAGUCAUGCUAGUUCUGACAUGGUCGAUUUCCAUAUCUCAUCCGUUUUCCAAGCACGCAAUGCUGAAGAAAACUACCUCCGUAUCCAGGACGAUGCUUUAACUGGGGACAUGUCUUCGGUUGACAUUGCCACGAAGAAGAAUUUGAAUGACCUCGUCCAAGUUGCGGAAGAAUUGUUAAAGAAAACAGUUUCAAAUAUUAACUUGAGGACUGGUAUUCAUGAACCUGUUAAGUCUAACGAAACCAACGCGGAAGCCUUGACCAGGUUUGCGAUACGACUGUCCGAGCAGAGGAAAUUUCGGAAAUCUCAAACGCUUGUGAACAAUGGGAAUAUUUGAAAGACGAAGAGAUAAGAGAUACUUGUUGGUUUGCCAAUAUGAAUAUGAUAAAUGAUUAGUGUAGUGUUCAUUUUAUUUUUGGACAAUGAUAUUUUGACAACACUUUUUGACAACUAUUUUGACAACGGAACACUAGUC